UAAAGCUUCUCUUGACGGAACUGCGUUUACGUAAAUAAAUCGUAUGCCUCACACACCACGUUCAUGAUGAAACGGUCUCGGAAAGGCGGUGACUGCGACUUGCGUCAACCAACUGCGGCACCGAGCAAGUCAGACGACGCGCACUCUGGGAACGGAAAACAGGCUCUUAACAGGGUCGCUGCUCGAGAUCGCAAC
This is a messenger RNA of Amoebophrya sp. A120, 195 nucleotides long. The record is from the annotation of a GenBank genome assembly. NCBI's taxonomy places the organism in Eukaryota, Dinophyceae, Syndiniales, Amoebophryaceae.